This is a messenger RNA of Aspergillus welwitschiae, 1001 nucleotides long. It is a transcript of the gene rcf1, whose product is annotated as respiratory supercomplex assembly factor RCF1. Gene Ontology annotation, cellular component: mitochondrion. The coding region runs from base 145 to 678 and encodes 177 amino acids. Gene Ontology annotation, biological process: mitochondrial respirasome assembly. The transcript has 4 exons. Lineage: Eukaryota; Fungi; Ascomycota; Eurotiomycetes; Eurotiales; Aspergillaceae. The record is from RefSeq and is a predicted model, not a curated record.
CAACGCAUUUGCUUUUCUCUCCGAACAGGGAGCUACUUCUCAAUCAAGGUUUGAUUAACUUCUAGCUCCAGCGGCCCCAGCCCCUCCAAGCCCCUUCGCCGAUCGCCACAUUUGAUCGCAGGUGACAGUAAUUGUAUUAGCAAGAUGAGCGAGCCUCUCCCAUCGUCUUUCGAAGAACAUCCUCAGUUCCAAGAGGAGACUUCGCUCCAAAAGUUCCGCAGACGUCUCAAGGAAGAGCCUCUGAUCCCGCUAGGAUGUGCUGCCACUUCCUACGCACUUUACCGGGCCUACCGGUCGAUGAAGGCUGGCGACUCCGUCGAGAUGAAUAAGAUGUUCCGUGCUCGUAUCUACGCCCAGUUUUUCACCCUUAUCGCCGUGGUCGCCGGAGGCAUGUAUUACGGUAGCGAGCGGAAGCAACGAAGGGAGUUCGAGCAGAUGGUGGAGGCACGCAAGAGCCAGGAAAAGCGGGACGCCUGGCUGCGGGAGUUGGAGAUUCGUGACAAGGAAGACAGGGGCUGGCGGGAGCGUCACGCGGCUAUUGAAGCCGCGGCGAACGAGGCCGCGAAUGCUAAGAAAUCGUUCCCUGAGCAGGAUGCUGCUCGCUCUGCUAUUGAGCCUUCCGAACAGAAGUCAAUCGGGGUACUAAGUGCUGUGAAGGAGUUGUUGUCGAGGCAGUGAGGUCGGCAAAAGUAAGUGUUAUUGAGUCUCUUAGUUGAUUCUCAUGUUGAUCCGGGUAUCUAUGAUAUUGUACAUAUACGCAUUCGAUUUUUGUCAAAAAUAUCACUCUCCAUCUCUUAACCCUCGAGCUCAUGUUUUGGACCCCAGUCUGUAUCUUAAUUAGUGCUUGGUCCUGGCGAGAUCUCCCUCCUUAGCCUGCAACUUGCUCGUCAAUAUACCGCCUCAUCAUAUCGAAUUCGGACUUUCCGGUCUAUGUAUAGUUAGGCUGCUUGUCCAUAGAACAACAAACAAGAUGCUUACCGAGAUAAGAUAUCGUAUGUGUU